AAUGGAACAUUGAGAAAAAUAUUGUCGCCAGUUUUCCCUUCCCUUCUUCCUCAAUCGCCGUAAUUUAUCUGUGUUUGAUUCUGUGCUUGUUGAUUCUCCCCAAUGGCAAUGUUCUAAAUAUGAAUUUCGCAGCAUUCUCUUCGAAGCGGUCCAUCUCUUCUCUGCCCUAUCUCUCUGCGAGAAUAAAGCAAACAGAAAAUGAAAUUGUCGAAAUGUUUCGAGUGCCUAGUCCAAGGCCGGAAGCUUCCAACUUCCCUAUCAAUCGGAAGGUGCUGCGGAAGGAUCCUUCUGUUCGAACUCUUGACGAGCGGUUCAUAAGGAUUUUGAAAAUUUUCAAAUGGGGAUCUGAUGCAGAGAAGGCGAUAGAAGUGCUGAAGCUCAAAGUUGAUCACAGGUUAGUGCGCCAAGUCUUGCAAAUUGAUGUAGAAAUUAGGGUUAAGAUUCAGUUCUUCAAAUGGGCUGGAAAGAGAAAGAACUUCCAGCAUGAUUCCACUACAUAUAUGGCUUUAAUUCAUUGUUUAGAGGAAUCUGGACUUGUUGGUGAAAUGUGGAGGACAAUCCAAGACAUGGUUCGUAGUCCAUGUCCUGUGAGUCCAGCUGAAUUGUCUGAAAUUAUUAAGAUUUUAGGGAAGGCAAAAAUGGUAAACAAGGCUUUGUCUGUGUUUUACCAGAUUAAAGGUCGCAAAUGUAAGCCAACAGCAACCACUUACAAUACCUUGAUCUUGAUGCUUAUGCAAGAAGGUCACCAUGAAAAGAUUCAUGAGCUCUACAAUGAGAUAUGCAGUGAGGGUAAUUGCUCCCCUGAUACAAUCACCUACACUGCUCUUAUCUCUGCGUUUGGAAAGCUAGAGCGUUAUGAUUUUGCAUUCCGAUUGUUCGAUGAAAUGAAAGAGAAUGGCUUAUAUCCAACUGCAAAGAUUUAUACUACCAUAUUGGGAAUGUAUUUUAAGUUGAAUAAGGUUGAGGCAGCUUUGGGUUUGGUUGAGGAGAUGAAGGGAAAGGGUUGUGCUCCUACUGUCUUCACUUACACUGAAUUAAUAAAGGGGCUUGGGAAAGUUGGAAGGGUAGAUGAUGCCUAUAGUUUGUUUUUGAAUAUGUCGAAGGACGGUUGCAAGCCCGAUGUCGUGCUUAUAAACAAUUUGAUCAAUAUAUUGGGCAGGGCGGGUCGUUUGGAUGAUGCUCUAAAUCUUUUUGGUAAAAUGGAUUCUUUGCAAUGUGCACCCAAUGUGGUCACUUACAACACUGUAAUAAAAGCGAUCUUUGAAUCGAAAGCUCCAGCUUCUGAGGCUGCUUUGUGGUUUGAAAAGAUGAAAGCGAAUGGCGUUGCUCCGAGCUCGUUCACGUAUGCAAUUCUUAUUGAUGGUUUCUGCAAGACAAAUAGAGUUGAGAAAGCUUUAAUGCUUCUUGAAGAAAUGGAUGAAAAGGGGUUUCCUCCAUGUCCAGCUGCUUACUGCAGCCUGAUCAACAGUCUUGGACAGGCGAAGCGAUACGAAGCUGCAAAUGAGCUAUUUCAAGAAUUGAAAGAGAAUUGUGGACGCUCUAGUGCUCGGGUAUACGCUGUGAUGAUAAAACACUUCGGCAAGUGUGGACGUCUAAGUGAUGCUGUUGAUCUUUUUAAUGAAAUGAAAAAACUUGGAUGCAGCCCUGAUGUUUAUACUUAUAAUGCACUCAUGUCAGGGAUGGUUAGGGCUGGAAUGAUCGACGAGGCGCUUUCCUUGAUGAGAAACAUGGGCGAAAAUGGUUGCACACCAGACAUAAACUCGCACAACAUUAUAUUAAAUGGCUUAGCUAGGACGGGUGGCCCAAAGCAAGCGAUCGAAAUGUUUACAAAGAUGAAACAUUCGAAGAUCAUGCCAGAUGCAGUUUCGUAUAAUACCGUACUCAGUUGUCUGAGUCGAGCUGGUAUGUUCGAGGAGGCUGCAAAGCUAAUGAGAGAGAUGAAGUCGAAAGGAUUCGAGUAUGAUCCCAUCACUUACUCGUCGAUCCUCGAAGCAGUAGGUAAAGUUGAUGAAGAUUGCAGUCCAAUUACUUCGUUGUAAAGAUGUCAUGCUAGUUUCUUUUAGGCUUUUAUAGAUCGACAUUAUUUGUAGAAUCUCCCAUGUUGCUUUUGGCUUCCAA
Molecule: messenger RNA, 2118 nt
Organism: Cucurbita moschata (crookneck pumpkin)
Lineage: Eukaryota; Viridiplantae; Streptophyta; Magnoliopsida; Cucurbitales; Cucurbitaceae
Product: pentatricopeptide repeat-containing protein At3g16010
Exons: 2
Coding region: 120-2039 (639 amino acids)
Molecular function (GO): protein binding
Source: RefSeq, a predicted model, not a curated record